This is a messenger RNA of Elaeis guineensis (African oil palm), 2579 nucleotides long. Its product is annotated as probable protein phosphatase 2C 64. Gene Ontology annotation, biological process: protein dephosphorylation. Gene Ontology annotation, molecular function: protein serine/threonine phosphatase activity. The record is from RefSeq and is a predicted model, not a curated record. NCBI's taxonomy places the organism in Eukaryota, Viridiplantae, Streptophyta, Magnoliopsida, Arecales, Arecaceae.
AAAAAAGAAAAAAAUAGCAAAGAAACAGACAAACAGAGCGCUGUGGUCUCCAACAUGAUGCUUUUUUUUUUUUCCUUCAGAAAAUAAUAUGGUAAAGAGUAACAGCAUCCGCCAUUCCUGCUCCCUUGGUCGAAGUCGUCCCACUAGAUGAUUCUCUCUCUCUAGCCCUCGCACUCCAUUGGUUUCAACGUAUCGCUGUUGUUGGCAUCGGUGCAGUUAAUGUUUUCGUCUGCAUGCUCCUCUGUUUGUUUCGUCUCCUCUACCCCAAAGUCGUCUCUUCUCCUGUACGGCCCCCAGUCCGCUCUCAUCUUUACUGAGAUAACCCGCAGCCCACCGCCCCCAGGGAAACAAACAAAAGACUACCCUUUCUUCUUCUCCUCCCUUUUACUCAUUCCCUUCUCUCCUCUCCUUUUCUUUCUGUUUGCCCUCCCCUAUUUAUUUAUAUCGGGGGACCAGCGGGGAAGGAGGAAGGCGUCUCUCUCUCUCUCUCUCUCUCUCUCUCUCUCUCUCUCUCUCAUUCUUCCUUGUGCCAGUGUUAGAUGUGGUGGCAUUGGGGCUCCUGAUGGGGAACUGCCAGACUACCGUGGCCACCGCCACUAGCGACACCGGUACUUCCGUCGCGGCUAGGAGGAGGAGGAACGGCGCCGGCUGGUGGAGAGGAGGGAGCAAUUGGUCGAAGUUGCUGCGGGAGGACCAGCUGUAUUUGGUGCCGGGUAGGAUCUUCUCGAACGAGGGCAGGAGCAGCACCUCCUCCAUCUACACCCAGCAGGGCCGCAAGGGCAUCAACCAGGAUGCCAUGAUCCUUUGGGAAGAUUUCGGCGUGGAAGGCGGCGUCCUCUGCGGUGUGUUCGACGGCCACGGUCCGCUGGGCCACCUCGUGGCGCGCAAGGUCCGGAAUGCCCUCCCUCUUAGGCUCCUCUACUCUCUUCCCCUCGGCGGCGCCGCCGCCCGCUGCACGGGACUCGGAUGUCUCGGGAGGAGGCGCGCUCCUCUGGCUCCUGCCGGCGAUGCGGAGGCGGGGAAGGAACACGAGGAGGCGGAGGAGCAGUUGUUGCUCUCAGCUUGGAGAGAGGCGUUCGUGAGGUCGUACAAAGCCAUGGACAAAGACCUCCGUUCCCACCCCACUCUCGAUUGCUUCUGCAGCGGCACCACCGCCGUCACCCUGCUCAAGCUGGGCUCCAAGCUUUAUAUUGGCAACAUUGGCGAUUCUCGUGCGGUCUUGGGGUCCAAGGAUGACAGCAGUGGCUCCAUUGUCGCUGUGCAAUUGACGGUCGACCUCAAGCCUGAUCUCCCAAGAGAAGCCGAGAGGAUCAAACGGUGCAGGGGCAGGGUGUUUGCGCUGCAGGAUGAGCCCGGGGUGCCGAGGGUAUGGCUGCCAUUUGACGACGCUCCUGGUCUGGCUAUGGCUAGAGCUUUUGGGGAUUUCUGCUUGAAGGAUUAUGGAGUGAUUUCCGUGCCGGAGUUCUUCCACUGGACGCUCACGGAAAGGGACCAGUUUGUCGUUCUUGCAUCUGACGGCGUCUGGGAUGUGCUUAGCAACAAAGAAGUUGUGGAUAUUGUGUCAUCAUCUCCCACUCGAUCAUCAGCUGCAAAGUUUGUGGUUGAAGCUGCUGCUCGUGAAUGGAAGCUUAAAUACCCUACCUCAAAAAUGGAUGAUUGUGCAGUGGUUUGCUUGUAUUUUGAUGGAAAAAUAUAUUCUGAAUCUGAAUCUGUGGAGAAUAGCACAACUAGUAUGGCCAACUGCACUUGUGAGGGCUCCGUAGUCGAAUUGAACGAAGCACACAACCAAGAACCCACCUUGGAUAGAAAUUUCACAGUGAGGUCAGCAGGAAACACUAGAAUAUCUGUUGUGGCUGAUGAAAACAAAGCAGAUAGCAUGGAGGACCAGAGUUGGUCAGGUCUGGAGGGAGUAACACGAGUCAACUCCCUUGUUCAGCUUCCAAGAUUUUUGGAUGAGAAGGCGACUGUCUGAUGCUUGUUGGGAAUUUCCUAGUUCUGUUUGAUCCAUCACCAUGCAACCUUAGUUCCUCUUAUGGAGUUGAGUUGUAAAUUUUGCACAAUUAUUGAGCAGUGCGGAGGUUUUGUUAGAACGUUUUGUCCGCCUUAGUUCAUGGGAAACGUUAAACCUGUGUAGGCUGGAAAAACUUUUUGCUGCUGUUUGUCUGAUUGCGUCCACUGGAUGAAUCAGUCAAGUAAACUGGUCCCAGAGUAUGUGAGCCUCACGUUGACACGUAUGAGUGGUCUCCAAAACCACCUACAUGAUUGAGUGUCCUUCAACACCGUUGAUCGAUGGCACGUGUCGUGACCCACUUUUCCAAUUCAACCUCAUCCUCGUGCCAGACGAUUUAGCUGCAGUUGAAUUCUAAGGAAGGAAAACCAUGGUCAAGCCCUCAAAUCUGCACGCUAGUCUAAAAAUGACAUCAAGGAUGUGAAACAUCCCGGAAGGACUAAUUCUUUUUGAGGUAAAUCCUGGGACUACUUUACCCCGUUGUUUCGGGGGCCUUCCUACAAACUGUAACUAUUUUCAACUAUGUAACAGGCAUGGGAUGCAAAAUGGUAUGAUGGGUUCCGGUGACAUA